Molecule: messenger RNA, 1266 nt
Organism: Polistes dominula (European paper wasp)
Lineage: Eukaryota; Metazoa; Arthropoda; Insecta; Hymenoptera; Vespidae
Source: RefSeq, a predicted model, not a curated record
UUUCAACAAGAGAAAGAGAACUACUUUAUAUAGAUUUGCAUACGUUCCGAAGAAUACACCUUGACCUCAACCUCGAAAAUAAAUAUCCCAUUAACCUAAUUAACAAACGUGUUAAUCGUAUACAAUCAAUCAAGGUGAUCGUACCGCAACGAUAAAUACACAAGUACCAAUAAUAUAACUAGGUCUUUCCAAUUUGCAACAAUUCUACCUUACAAAUCACGCUAAGUACUUUGUCGUAUUGUCCUGUUUUAUCUUGUCCUUGAAUCAAAGAUAAUAUGGAGUGAGAAUUAGAUCACUAGUCUAACCCUUGACACAUGCAUCGGGAAAGUAUCGACCAGAGAGGAGUGUGUAUCGUGAAGCUGGUACCAAGACUGGUACCGAAACACUUUACACCCCCUAGAACCAACCACGCAAAGAUAUUGAUACGUUCGUGAAUCUAAAAGACCUCCAGCAAUGACCUAGAUCGAUUUCGUAUCGAUCUCAGAGUAUCACGACACACGUCGAUCAUAUAUAAACGACUUUCUGCGAUGUACGCUAAUAGUCAAUGCACCAUGACCGUCACAGUAUACACAGGUCAUUGUCCAACACUUAAGUUUAGAGUUGGAAAAAGAUUUGGAGCUAAUACGGAAGAAAUAAUGAGGGAGUUGUUGGAAAAGAAGAUCUUGAAAUCAGGGCCUUAUAGGCCGAAUUCCGGUAAGGACGUUGCGCUCGUUACGAUACCGAACGAGAAGGACAUUAGAAGAGAUUGGAAAAAUGACGCACACUUGUAUAAAUCACCGCCAUACAUUUUAGGAUACACAGGAUAUAUACCUGGCUUUAACAGCAGUUAUGGUCUUCCCUUUAUGAGGGCUGUCGAAGAGGGUGCAAAAGAAUGGCACGAAGUUCAAACUAAACUAAGAGCACGUAUGGACAUGAUGAGGGCACAGGCUGAAAGGACUAAUUCAAGAAAUCUUUUAUCACGUGUCAGAGCAGAUAAUGUUGCUGUUGAGAUCGAUCAUGGUCACAAACGAGAACGAGUUAUUUUUGAUUGUACGGUUUCUCCAGAAAAUCCACCGAUCGUUGGUUACACAGGACACAUUCCUGGAGCAAAAGGUGAAGUUGCACUUUCUAAAAGAUACGCUCAAGCUGUUAAAACGGGUUUAAAAUCAGUAAGAAAAGAGCGUGAACAAAGACUGAAUAAAUUAAAGGAUGUUCAUCCUGUACAAAGGGUACUCGAUGCUGCUUGCGUCGAUGAAACUGGUCAUACGAGAGCAUAAAAAAUGAAAA